GGUUAUAUAAAGUAGAACAUGGACGGAACGUUCGGACCCCGAAACGACAGCUACCACUUUAAAAAAGCUCACAGUUCUCCGCCGCACGUGGUCUAAACAACAUGGCUGCGCCCUGUACGUGUUAGUGAGGAGUGGAAUCGAAAGUAAACCUACGACGCCGGCUGUUCACUUGACCACCCAGCAGACGGAUGGCAGAUGUUAGUGGCGACACAGUAGCUGAUCCUCCACCCUCAAAGGAGGAGAAGUCUGAUGAUCUCCCCGAGGACUCGAUCAAUUAUGAAGUAAAGUGUGAUGUCAAAGGUGAGGAGGAGAACGAGGCAGCCUCGGAUCCCAGCAUGUACCGCUACAUCAAAGAGGAUCUCUUCACAUCUGAGAUCUACAAAGUGGAGAUCAGGAAUCUACCCAAGUUCAUCGGCUUUAACGACCUGAAGAAAUUCCUGGCUAAACACAGCCUCAACCCGCACAAAAUCAAGCUGUUUGGCAAGCAGACCUUUGCUUUUGUCACAUUCAAGAAUGAAGAGGAGCGCGACAAAGCCAUGAAGAUGGUUCAUGGCAUGCAGUGGAAGGGCCAGGUGCUGAGCGUCAGGCUGGCCAAACCCAAAGCGGACCCCAUUCUGAGGAAGAGGAAGCAGGAGGAAGGAGAGGGUGCGGGAGGGCAGCCCCCAUCCAAGCGACCAGAGGGGGAUGAGGAAGAGGAGUCUCUCAGUGUCCAGAUUGCCAAUGUGGUGACUCCUCUGUGGAACGUGCCUUAUGAAGAGCAGCUGAGGAGGAAGGAGCAGGAGGUGGUGGGGGUUCUGCAGAGACUGGCCAAAGAGAUUGGCAGCACCAACAAAGCCAUGCUGCCAUGGCUGUUUGCACAGAAAGGGAAGUACAACAAAAUGUGUUGUCCUCUGGAAGCUAUCCGACCAUCUCCUACACAGACAGAGUACAGAAACAAGUGUGAGUUCCUUAUUUCGGUGGGUGCAGACGGCGAGGACAAGACCAUCGGUUUUCGGCUGGGAAAAUAUAAAGGCGGCUCCUGUGCUGUGGUCAGGCCAGCUGAGACUUGCCAUGUCUCAGCCGAGGCCAAGAGAGUGGUCGGCGAGUUUCAGAAGUUCAUCAGGACAACACCAUACUCUGUGUACAGCCCUGAAACAUAUGAAGGACACUGGAAGCAGCUGACUAUACGGACCACGAGGACCAAACAAGCCAUGGCUAUAGUGUUCUUCAACCCGCAGAAACUUGAAGAAGAAGAAAUCAGCGCAUUAAAGAGCUCCAUGAGGAAGCACUUUACAGAAGGAGAGGGCAAAGACAGCGGAGUAACCUCUCUUUACUUUGUGAGAGAGGGUCAAAGGACGUCUCCUAACGUAGAGGACUUGCCGUGUGAGCUGGUGGCUGGAGAGCGCUGCAUCCAAGAGGAGCUCCUUGGUCUAAAGUUCAGAAUAUCUCCUCAUUCCUUCUUCCAGGUGAAUACAGGAGCUGCAGAGGUGCUGUACUCUGCUGUGGGGGAAUGGGCCCAGCUGGAUCAGGACAGCACAGUGCUGGAUGUGUGCUGUGGGACAGGGACCAUUGGAAUAUCUCUGGCUAAGAGAGUAAAGAAGGUUAUUGGGAUCGAGCUGUGUCAGGAGGCAGUGGAGGAUGCCAAAGUUAAUGCAAUGCUCAAUGGUCUAAGUAAUGUUGAGUUCCACUGUGGCAAAGCUGAGGAUGUGUUCCCCAACAUUCUCAAUGCAGUCAUGUCCCCCAACAUCACAGCCAUCGUGGAUCCACCAAGGGCAGGCCUGCAUUCCAAGGUCAUACUUGCCAUCAGGCGGGCAGAACAUCUGAAGAGACUGGUUUAUGUGGCGUGCAAUGCCAAGGCAGCCAUGAACAACUUCAUUGAUUUGUGCAGAGCGCCAUCCAACAGAGUUCAUGGGGCCCCGUUCCGUCCGGUGCGAGCCAUGGCCGUGGAUCUGUUCCCUCAGACAAUGCAUGUUGAGAUGCUUCUGCUACUGGAGAGAGUGGACUACAAUUCCCAGCAGCUGCAAACCAGCAGCACCCAGGAAGAGAAGGGGUCUUAGCCAUAAAAACACAUGCUGUACAGUUUGAAUAGGCAGCAUGCGCUCCCCAUACGAGAUAUAUGCACACCAUCAGCACAAACAUUAAUGAUUACAUUCCCUUUGUCAUUUGCUCAAGUAUCUGCAUGGUCUCAACUGUAAAUGGUCACUGGUGUUUCAUCCGGUUAGGUCCUCUUAUUUUGUAAUGCAAUAUUAAUGUGUGUCAAAUGAGCCAUCAGGGUUAAACUACAGUAUGCAUUGCUUUAUGGACUGUGCCCCAUUGCCUGUUCUGCUUGAGAAGCUUUUCCCAGUUGUGUUGACUCAAAAUGGGGGGAUUUAGGCUUGUUUAGAACAUGGCACUACCUAGUUUAAAUUUAAGCUUUUGCUUUCCUGAAACUCUGAUACCUUCUUCAGCUGUUAAACUGCAGCACAAGUGGUAGCUUUAGUUGUCAGUUUAACAAAGUUGUUUCAUUAUUCAAUCACUGAAUAAAAAAGCUCUUCCAGGCCUUA
Scatophagus argus is the source of this 2522-nucleotide messenger RNA. RefSeq names its product tRNA methyltransferase 2 homolog A (gene trmt2a). The record is from RefSeq and is a predicted model, not a curated record. Gene Ontology annotation, molecular function: RNA methyltransferase activity; RNA binding. Gene Ontology annotation, biological process: RNA processing. NCBI's taxonomy places the organism in Eukaryota, Metazoa, Chordata, Actinopteri, Scatophagidae. The transcript has 12 exons. The coding region runs from base 189 to 2036 and encodes 615 amino acids.